AUCGGCACGAAUUGCGAAACAAGUGAUUUAUCCAAAACUGAUAAAAGAAACAUAAUAAUAAUAAAAAAAAAAAACCACUAAAGGCAGGAUUGGCUUGAAUUUCCUCACCUGUAUUUGAUCUCAUUGCUAUGAAAUUAGGGCUUAUCAUCCCUCAAAGUUAUUUACUUCCAUCGGUCGAUUGUCUUCACAGUCUCAAUCUCUCUCUCUCUCUCUCUCUCUCUCUCUCUCUCUCUCUCUGCAUAUACCCUUCUAAUUUAGCGGAUAUGAACGUAUAAUGGAAUCUGUGGUUAUUUGUUCGUCAAUCAAAUUCAUGAUCCUUAGAUAGGGGUCUCUGUAAAGUAUGAUAUUUGUUGGAUGCUUGGAUUUGCGAGUAGUUCUCUUGAUUUUGCAGAUAUCGAUGCAUGCCUUUUUUUUUCUUUUUUGGUAAGACAACGUUCGAUUCCCGUUAUUCGCAGUAAGAGUGGCCUAAUGGAAUCUGGAGCAGAAGCAUUGGUUCAAAGGAGAAGCCUUUAUCCUCCAAUUGAACCAUACAAAAAUGGGAUUCUAAAGGUUUCAGAUAUUCACACAUUGUACUGGGAGCAAUCAGGAAAACCCGAUGGACACCCAGUUGUUUUUCUUCACGGAGGGCCAGGAGGAGGAACAGCUCCUAGUAACCGGAGAUUCUUCGAUCCUGGGUUUUACCGGAUUAUUCUGUUUGACCAGAGAGGUGCUGGAAACAGUACACCACAUGCUUGCUUAGAGGAAAACACAACAUGGGACCUUGUGAAUGAUAUUGAAAAACUAAGAGAACAUUUGAAAAUUCCAGAAUGGCAGGUUUUUGGUGGAUCAUGGGGAAGUACUCUUGCACUUGCGUACAGCCAGUCUCAUCCUGACAAGGUUACUGGUUUGGUCCUUAGAGGGAUCUUUCUGUUGCGGAAGAAGGAGAUUGAUUGGUUUUACGAAGGUGGUGCUGGUGCUAUAUAUCCUGAUGCUUGGGAGGAGUUCAGAGAUCUUAUUCCAGAAAACGAGAGAGGUAGCCUUGUGGAUGCAUAUCACAAAAGAUUGAAUUCUGAUGAUCUCGAAACUCAAUAUGCAGCUGCAAGAGCUUGGACUAAGUGGGAAAUGAUGACUGCACAUCUUCUUCCAAAUGAUGAAAACAUUCAAAAGGCAGAAGAUGAUAAAUUCUCACUGGCGUUUGCAAGGAUUGAAAAUCACUACUUUGUUAACAAGGGUUUCUUUCCCUCAGACUCAUACUUGCUUGACAAUGUUGACAAAAUCAGACAUAUCAAGACCACUAUUGUUCAGGGGAGGUAUGAUGUAUGUUGUCCUAUGAUGUCUGCUUGGGAUUUGCACAAAGCAUGGCCUGAGGCAGACCUUACGAUUGUUGGCGAUGCUGGACACUCGGCAAAUGAGCCUGGAAUCGCAGCAGAACUUGUGGUUGCAAAUGAAAAGAUGAAAGCAAUUGUGGGAUGAAAGUAACUGAUCGAACGGUUUGUUAAUUUUCUUGGGGACUAAUGUUCAUAUUUUCUUGUUGUUGCGCAUGAGCAUUUAACGUGAAACCAAAGGUUGUUUUUUGUAGAAGUAAUACGUUGAAUCAGAUGGUUAUGUAAGUGGAAACUAGGCUUGGGCAUUCGAGCGUGAUUGGCUUUUUUGGGUUUUAGGUGUUUCGGUAUUAAGAAUUUAGGACCCAUUCGGAUAUAUUUUUUUGGGUGAAAUUGGUGGAUAGCAAGAUAUGGGUAGAAAAUUAGCAUAUAGACAACGAUAGAAAAGUAGACGAAAAUAACAAAAAGAUAUCUAUUGUUAAAUAGAUAAUGAUUAUCUACUCUUUUUGUCUUUAUUAAUUAAAAUUUGGUUACUAAGUUAAGCGAA
This is a messenger RNA of Thlaspi arvense, 1848 nucleotides long. The record is from the annotation of a GenBank genome assembly. Lineage: Eukaryota; Viridiplantae; Streptophyta; Magnoliopsida; Brassicales; Brassicaceae.